This is a messenger RNA of Cinclus cinclus, 2508 nucleotides long. RefSeq names its product RAD54 like (gene RAD54L). Gene Ontology annotation, biological process: reciprocal meiotic recombination; double-strand break repair via synthesis-dependent strand annealing. Gene Ontology annotation, cellular component: nucleus. Bases 1 to 2466 code for a protein of 821 amino acids. The record is from RefSeq and is a predicted model, not a curated record. NCBI's taxonomy places the organism in Eukaryota, Metazoa, Chordata, Aves, Passeriformes, Cinclidae. Gene Ontology annotation, molecular function: DNA translocase activity; ATP-dependent chromatin remodeler activity; ATP binding. The transcript is spliced from 19 exons.
AUGGCGGCCUUCACCUCACUGCCAGCGCCCAAGCUGCUGAAGAGCCAAAGGGAACGAAUCCCAUUCUCGGUUUUCCCCCCGCGGAGCCCCGAUCGGGUCGAUGCGGCCCGCUGCCGCUCGGCGCUCUCUCGGUCUGGCCUGCGGCCCCGGGGCGGGGCCGGGCCCGGCGCUUUUCCCGCCCCGGCGGCGCGCGCGGCGGCCGUUACCGCGUCCGCGCGCUCCCGUGAGGCGAUGAGGAGGAGCCUCGCCCCCAGCCAGCUGGCCAAGAGGAAGGCGGGCGAUGAAGAUGAGGAAGAGGAGGAGGACUGGCAGCCCCCGACGAGCCGGAAGAGGCAGAAGGCAGCGGGUGAGGCGGAGAGUGGAGAAUGCUACAGGUCACCUUUCCGCAAACCCUUGGCUCAGCUGACCAACAGACCCCACUGCCUGGACAGCAGUCAGCACGAGGCUUUUAUCCGCAGUAUUUUGUCCAAACCCUUCAAAGUCCCCAUUCCAAAUUAUAAAGGGCCCCUGGGCUUGCGCUCGCUGGGUGUCAAACGAGCAGGACUGAGGGGUCCUCUCCAUGACCCGUUUGAGGAAGGAGCUCUGGUUCUGUACGAGCCCCCGGUGCUGAGUGCUCAUGACCAGCUGAAAAUAGACAAGGACAAGGUACCUGUCCAUGUUGUGGUGGAUCCUGUCCUCAGUCGUGUUUUACGACCCCAUCAGAGAGAAGGGGUGAAAUUCCUCUGGGACUGUGUGACGAGCCGGCGGAUCCCUGGGAGCCAUGGCUGUAUCAUGGCAGAUGAAAUGGGGCUGGGCAAAACUCUCCAGUGCAUCACCCUCAUGUGGACGCUUCUCCGGCAAAGCCCAGACUGCAAGCCUGAAAUCGAGAAAGCCGUGGUGGUGUCUCCCUCCAGCCUAGUGAGAAACUGGUACAAUGAAGUAGAGAAAUGGCUGGGGGGAAGGAUCCAGCCACUGGCCAUUGAUGGAGGCUCCAAGGAAGACAUUGACCGUAAACUAGUUGGCUUUAUGAACCAGCGUGGCCUGCGAGUGCCUUCACCCAUUCUGAUUAUCUCCUAUGAGACCUUCCGACUGCAUGCUGAGGUGCUGCAGAAGGGCAGUGUUGGGCUGGUCAUAUGUGAUGAGGGCCAUAGAUUGAAGAACUCUGAAAACCAAACUUAUCAGGCUCUCAACAGCUUAAACACACCUCGACGAGUCCUUAUCUCGGGCACCCCUAUUCAGAAUGACCUGCUGGAGUAUUUCAGCCUGGUACACUUUGUCAAUUCAGGCAUUCUGGGAACUGCACAGGAAUUUAAAAGGCAUUUUGAAAUGCCCAUCUUGAAAGGAAGAGAUGCAGAUGCAAGUGAAGCUGAGCGACACAAGGGAGAAGAGAGGCUUAAAGAGCUGAUCAGUAUUGUGAACAGGUGUUUAAUUCGGAGAACUUCAGACAUCUUGUCCAAAUACCUGCCAGUGAAGAUUGAACAGGUGGUCUGCUGCAGACUGACACCUCUGCAGACUGAGCUGUACAAGAACUUCCUGAAGCAAGCCAAGCCAGUGGAGGAGCUGAAGGAGGGCAAAAUCAGUGUGUCAUCUCUCUCUUCCAUCACAUCCUUGAAGAAGCUCUGUAAUCAUCCUGCUCUUGUUUAUGAUAAGUGUGUGGAAGAGGAAGAAGGAUUUAUGGGAGCCCUGGGCUUGUUCCCUUCUGGCUACAGCACCAAAUCUGUAGAACCCCAGCUGUCAGGAAAGAUGCUGGUUUUGGAUUACAUCCUUGCUGUUACCAAAAGCACCAGUAAUGACAAGGUGGUUUUAGUGUCCAACUACACUCAGACACUAGAUCUAUUUGAAAAGCUCUGCAGGAACAGAAGGUAUUUGUAUGUCCGGCUGGACGGCACCAUGUCCAUUAAAAAGAGAGCAAAGAUCGUGGAGCGAUUCAACAGCCCCUCGAGCCCUGAGUUCAUCUUCAUGUUAAGCAGCAAAGCAGGUGGCUGUGGUUUGAACCUGAUUGGGGCCAACAGACUGGUGAUGUUUGACCCCGACUGGAACCCAGCCAACGAUGAGCAGGCCAUGGCUCGUGUGUGGCGUGACGGCCAGAAGAAGACGUGCUACAUCUACCGACUGCUCUCGACAGGGACCAUAGAGGAGAAGAUAUUCCAGCGCCAGACCCACAAGAAAGCCCUGAGCAGCUGCGUGGUGGAUGAAGAGCAGGAUGUAGAAAGGCAUUUCUCACUUGGGGAGCUGAAGGAGCUCUUCACGUUGAAUGAGACCACCACCAGUGACACCCAUGACAAGAUCAAGUGUCGCCGCUGUGUGAACGGGCACCAGGUGCGGCCCCCUCCCGUCGGCUCCGACUGCACCUCGGACCUGUCCCAGUGGCACCACUGCGCGGACAAGCGGGGCCUGCAGGACUCUGUGCUCAAGGCUGCUUGGGACGCUGCUGUCACCUUCACUUUCCAUCAUCACUCCCACGAGGAGCAGCGAGGGAUUCCCUAACAGGUUACUGUCCCCUGUGGGGGCAAGGGCAGGCUCUGUGGC